CCCCCUUCCCCUCGAUCCUCCUGAUGAGCGGCGCCGUUCUAGGUGGCGGCCUCUGGACGAGAGUUUGCCCCGGCGGGGCGUCGAGGGUUGUGGGCGAGGCUGGACCUCGGUGCUCACCGGAGGUGUAUGGGAAGGUCCUGGUUCUCUGUGGGAAUAAUUGGGAGAUCCAUGUGUCAGCUCCUAAGAAUGUAUCCUUGAGAGGAAGAUUCUUCUCCAAGGAGUGCUUUCAUUUGCUUGUGAGAUUGGGAAUUAAUGAUGAGAGAGCCUUUCAAGGCCAAACAGUGAGUUGCACCUAAUGUGAGCUCUGGCUACUCAGAUGCAAGACCAGGCACUGUUUGCUACACUAUACAGGCUCUUUCUCAGACGACAGAGACCUUACUGUCUGUAUUAGGUGCUUCCUUGAAGUUGACAGAGAAUGGAAACACUCUUUUGGCAAUGUCUUUGGGAAGACUCCUCCGACGUGCCUCUUCAAAAGCCUCUGACCUCCUGACCUUAAAUGCCAGCAGCAUUGGUGGUGGUUCAUCUUCCAUCUUGGAUGGGGAGAUCAUCUACUCCAAGAACAAUGUCUGUGUCCACCCACCUGAGAUGCUGCAAGGCAUUGUGGAACACCACCCAGGCUACUUGUGCCUGUACAUGGAGAAAGAUGAGCUACUCGGAACCACACUUAUCCUGGCUUGGGUCCCAAAUUCUCGCAUCCAGAGACAGGACGAGGAGGCCCUCCGCUACAUCACACCAGAGAGCUCCCCAGUCCGCAAGGCUCCCCGCAAGCGUAACCGCCACACUCAGGCUUUUGGCACCCCUAUGCAGGCUUCUUCCUCUGAACAGAAGCAAUCUGUGACUCUAAAGGAACAGGAGGACAUCUUGACUGUGUCACAGCUGGUUAAGGAUGUGGCCCAUGUCAGCUCUCCUUCUGAUGAAGGGGAGAAGCUGUCCCAGGGUUGCUUGGCAACAGACAGCAUCCACAGCCCUGCACAGCCUACCCACAGUGACUCAGGAAUCUUAACAAUCAGUUCUCAGGAUGAGCAGAACCAGUUGGCAUUGGAGGAAGGGCUGGAGGAGUCUCUGGAGACUGGGGAAGAUGAGGGCUCUUUGGAACUAUCUGCCGAUGACGUUAGCAGGGACAGUACGUUUGACUCAGACUCUGAUGCCUUCUCUUCUCCAUUCUGUCUCUCCCCCAUAAGUGAAGCACUUGGGGAAAAUGCCGCCUCAGUGUUCCUGGUUAAUGAAAACAGAGAGCCGUGCAAAAGCCACAUGAUUCACUCCACAAGCUCCAACUCAAGCCUUGAUCCCAACUUUGAGGAGAACAAUGGCCAAGUUCAGAACUCCAGAUGGGAUGAGCAGCAGAAGGUGUUUGCCUUGGAACAGAUCUGUGGGGUCUUCCGAGUUGACCUGGGACAGAUGAGGUCUCUUCGCCUUUUUUUCAGUGAUGAGGCAUGCACCAGUGGGCAGUUGGUUGUUGCUAGCAGAGAGAGCCAAUAUAAAAUCUUCCACUUUCACCAUGGUGGCCUGGAUAAGCUGUCUGAAGUGUUUCAGCAAUGGAAGUAUUGCACAGAGACCCAUCUCAAAGAUCAGCAGCUCACUGACGUGAAGACCUGCAUGCAGUUCUCAAUCCGCCGACCCAAGCUGCCCUCCUCGGAGACCCAUCCUGAAGAGAAUGCCUACAAGCGCCUAGAUGUGUCUGCUUGGCUCAGUCAUCUGAAUGAAGCUGGGCAGGUGGAGGAAGAGUAUAAGCUGAGGAAGGCCAUUUUCUUUGGUGGCAUCGAUGUCUCCAUCCGUGGCGAAGUCUGGCCCUUUCUGCUUCAUUACUAUAGUUUUGAAUCCACUUCAGAGGAGAGGGAGGCUCUGCGGGCACGGAAGAGGGAAGAGUACUUUGAAAUCCAGCAGAAAAGACUCUCUAUGACACCGGAUGAACAGAAGGCAUUCUGGCGAAAUGUGCAGUUCACGGUCGACAAAGACGUGGUGAGGACGGACCGCAGCAACCAGUUCUUCCGAGGAGAGAACAACCCUAAUGUGGAAACAAUGAGGCGAAUCUUGCUAAACUAUGCAGUGUACAGUCCUGCCAUUGGCUACUCCCAGGGGAUGUCUGACCUCGUUGCCCCAAUCCUGGCUGAGGUUUUGGAUGAAUCGGACACUUUCUGGUGCUUCGUAGGUCUGAUGCAGAACACUAUCUUCAUCAGCUCCCCUCGUGAUGAGGAUAUGGAGAAACAACUGAUGUACCUGCGAGAACUUCUGCGGCUGAUGAACGUGCGAUUCUAUCACCACCUGGUCUCCCUUGGGGAGGACGGCCUGCAGAUGCUCUUCUGCCACCGCUGGAUCCUCCUCUGCUUUAAGCGCGAGUUUCCGGAUGCUGAGGCUCUGCGUAUCUGGGAAGCCUGCUGGGCUCACUACCAGACAGACUAUUUCCAUCUCUUCAUCUGCGUGGCCAUUGUAGUGAUCUACGGGGACGAUGUCAUUGAACAGCAGCUGGCUACUGACCAGAUGCUGCUGCAUUUUGGGAACUUGGCCAUGCACAUGAAUGGGGAGCUUGUACUCAGGAAGGCCAGAAGUUUGCUGUAUCAAUUCCGCCUGCUGCCCAGGAUCACCUGCAGCCUGCAUGAUUUAUGUAAACUGUGUGGAACUGGCAUGUGGGACAGCGGCUAUAUCCCUGCUGUGGAGUGUACUGGAAAUCACCCGGACUCUGACAGCUGCCCUUAUGGAGGCAUGGUGGAUGAGCCCUCUCCUAAACCAGCCAAUGAAGGCAGGAGGGGUCUGAAAUCGCGAGAAGUCUUCACCUUCCGGAAAUGACACCCCCAGCCUUAUGGGCACUCGACGACUGAAAAAAUGAAAUGGGUACAAAGAAAUUGGCAUGAGAGAGAGAGAGAGAGAGAGAGACUCAACAGACAUUGAAAGAAGACUAGCAGUGUUUUUCUUCAGCUUUCCAGGGGAGGGAUGAAAGACAGAAGGAUGAAUGCUUCCUGGGAAAGUGUUCAAUCCUGAACUCUCCCUGUUGUGUCAUAUCAAGAAAGUCGUUGGUCAGUUUAGUGGUCAUGAUCGUGUUACUGCUCUGCAGUGCAGGAGAUCUGAAAGAAGUGUGCAAGACUCAGCCGGGCAAAUAAGACUCACAGGUGACAAAGAACUCCCCCCCACCCCCCUUAAGCAAAGGGAAAUGUGGGCUGCUUAGGAAGACGUCUCCUGCAACCAGCAACAUCGGCGAGGUGUGAAGGGGCCGGAUUAGAUCUCCCUUUAAUCCUAAAUACACCUAUGCACCCGCUCACACAUACCUUGCUUAAACCAAAAUGCAAAGCUCACUGGCUUCUGUGUUAAGCCUUGAUGGUCACUUCAAAUGUAGUCUGCCAAAAAACAAUAAUAAUAAAAGUGCAACUUUUUGGUUUCCAAGAGAAAUGUU
Sphaerodactylus townsendi is the source of this 3385-nucleotide messenger RNA. It is a transcript of the gene TBC1D16, whose product is annotated as TBC1 domain family member 16. The coding region runs from base 436 to 2784 and encodes 782 amino acids. Gene Ontology annotation, cellular component: early endosome. Gene Ontology annotation, molecular function: GTPase activator activity. The transcript is spliced from 14 exons. The record is from RefSeq and is a predicted model, not a curated record. Gene Ontology annotation, biological process: activation of GTPase activity. NCBI's taxonomy places the organism in Eukaryota, Metazoa, Chordata, Lepidosauria, Squamata, Sphaerodactylidae.